GGUCGCUGCCGGCAGGGCCGGCAGGCUCAGUCAGUCAUUAACGCUCCAGCCUGAGCGUAGGACGUGCCUCACAUCAGCCCAGCUAUGGCGUAUCUCGCCAUCCAGGUGCUGGCGGCGCUGGCGCUGCUGGCCGCGGCGGCCGACGCGGCGCGCAUCCUGGCCGUGAUGCCCAUGCCGGCCCGCAGCCACCACAUCGCCUUCGGCGGCGUGACCAAGGCCCUGGCCGACAGGGGCCACGACGUCACCCUCAUCUCGGGCCUGCCCAAGGGCAACAAGAUCAACCCGGCCAACAACAAGGUCAUCUACCUGCCCAACCCUUUCGAGGACAUGGCGAACGAUGUCCUGAAGGACUUCUGGGAGCAGAAGCAGAAGCCGUACGAGCAGCUGCAGUUCCUGAUGAACUGGGGCGAGAAGUUGACCAACACCACGCUUUCCAGCCCCAUCUUCCUGGCCGAGAUCAACAAGCCGGGCCAGAAGUACGACCUGAUCUUGGCGGAGCUGUUCUUCUUCCAAGAGGCCAUGGUCGGCCUCGGACACAAGUUCAACUGCCCGGUGGUGGCGGUCAACCCGUUCGGCACUUCGAGCAUGGUCAACGACGCCAUGGGCAACCCCGUCAACCCGGCCUGGGUGCCGUCCCCCUUCCUGGGCUUCUCCGACCGCAUGUCCUUCACGGAGCGAGCCAUGAACUCCCUGCUGCACGUGUCCAUGCACGCGUACUACAACUACUUCUACAUGCCGAAGAUGCAGGCCCUGUCCGACAUCCACUUCCCCGGCGCGCCGCCAGUCCAAGACAUGCUCCGCUCCUACUUGGGCCUCACGCUGGUCAACAACCACUUCUCGCUGGCCUACCCGGCCCCCAUGUCCCCCAACGUUGUGGAGAUAGGUGGCAUCCACAUCCCCGACAAGCCCAAGGCCCUCCCCAAGGACCUGCAGGAUUUCAUGGAUUCGGCGAAGGACGGCGUCGUGUACUUCAGCAUGGGUUCGAACCUGAAGGUGGAGUUCAUGCCCGAGAGCGCGAAGCAGGCGAUCCUGGGCGCGCUGUUCGCCCUCAAGGAGCGAGUGCUGCUCAAGUGGGACGGCCCCCUGCCCAAGAACAUGCCGGCCAACGUGAAGCACAUCGAGUGGGCUCCGCAGGGCGACUUGCUGGCCCACCCCAACAUGCGCGUCUUCUUCACCCACGGCGGGCUGCUCAGCACCCAGGAGUCCGUCUACUACGGAGUGCCGCUCGUCGGCAUGCCCAUGUUCGGCGACCAGCAGUUCAACAUGCUGCUGGCCGCCAACAAGGGCUUCUGCGUCAAGCUGGAAAUUAGAGAGUUGACGAGGCAGAAGGUCGACGAGGCACUCAGGGAGGUUCUGCAGAAACCCAAGUACAAGGAGGCCGCCACCCGGCUGUCGCGGCUGUUCCGCGCCAAGCCCCUCACGCCCGCCCAGUCCGCCGUGUUCGCCGUGGAGACCGUGCUGGAGCACGGCGCGGACCACCUGCGGCCGGCGUCCGUGGGCAUGCCGCUGUACCAGCUGCUGCUGCUGGACGUGGUGCUGGCGGCCGCCGUGCCCUUCCUGCUGCUGUUCCUGUGCUGCAGGGCGCUGUGCUGCGGGAGCAAGAAGGCCGCCCAGGAGGACCGGAGCGCGGCGGCCAGGAAGAAGAGGAACUAGUGCUGUGAUAUCUAGAGUAGCCAGGUAAAUCUGCAAGUGCAAACGUGCCGGCCCGGCAGUGAUCCAAAGCGGGAAGCCUGAUGUACUGUGAUAAUUUUUUCAUAAGUCGUUUUAACUCAGUAUACGUGUGCAGUGCAUAACACUGUGUCAAUGUCAGUUGCGUGUGUUUUAAAUUUGUGUCUGCAACGAAGGCCACCAAAGUGAUUUCGGCAUCCCAACGAUUGCAUACUAAUGCUUCUCUAACUGUACUUCGUCACUACAUUUUUAUUUUUAUAAAUUUAGAAAUUUAUCUCUUUGGUAUUUUAUCAUCAGAAUUGAUUAAAUAAGACUACAGUUUAAUAUA
Thrips palmi is the source of this 1996-nucleotide messenger RNA. Its product is annotated as UDP-glucuronosyltransferase 2C1-like. The transcript has 6 exons. NCBI's taxonomy places the organism in Eukaryota, Metazoa, Arthropoda, Insecta, Thysanoptera, Thripidae. The record is from RefSeq and is a predicted model, not a curated record. Bases 85 to 1653 code for a protein of 522 amino acids. Gene Ontology annotation, molecular function: UDP-glycosyltransferase activity.